This is a messenger RNA of Lactuca virosa, 777 nucleotides long. The record is from the annotation of a GenBank genome assembly. Lineage: Eukaryota; Viridiplantae; Streptophyta; Magnoliopsida; Asterales; Asteraceae.
AUGCCAGGUCAUGGGGAUGAGUUCUUCUUCUCCUUGGUCCUUCCUGCUCUGUGCAUUUCUUGUGCUUACAAUUUCUCUGAUGUUUACGUUUACGUGACUGGCUGUUUCUGGGACAAUCGUCCUUCGGAAGACAAUUUUCAAUCUCUUCCAUUCUCUAGUGUCGGUUGUUUGGUUAGUAUCUUUGGGAGGUUUCUUGUCAUCUGGUGUUGUGUUGUUGUUAUUGAUUCUGUUUUCGCGGGUUUUGGACCAGGUGUCGUCUGGGGGGAAGCUUCUGCCAAUUGCUGGCUCUUUCCGUUGAUGUCAGCCUCCUGUAUGUACCUUCUUUUGCAGGGUAGUUCCUUGUCUUUCCCUCCCCGUCUUUUGCAAUCCCUUUGGCUUUGUUUUCUGUCAGGCUUCUUCUUCGUACUUUGUGUCUUCACUUCGCGAAGGCGUGUGGACAUGCUUAGUGGUAUCCAGCCCUUCUUGGUGUUCGUGCUAACAGUACGCGAUGUAUCUGGUGCGGUAAUGUUAUUUCUACCACACCCUCCCCCGAGCUACAUGCCCGGGGCUUGCGCUUGUUCUUCUUAUCGGGGGGUGUGGGUGUCUUUCUUCUCGUCUUCGACCAUUUUGAAUGGGAGUAUCAUGGUCCGACUUCUUUUUGGGAUGUUCGUGGUGACCCAUGUGGCGAUUUCCCAUAUUGGCUUUGCUCGUGUGUUAAUGGUUGUGAUCGUUGUUGAACCUUUGGUUGUUUUGAACUUGACCGUGCCAUGUAUUGUCGAUGGGAUAGCCUAUAAUUGA